Molecule: messenger RNA, 1206 nt
Organism: Mastomys coucha (southern multimammate mouse)
Lineage: Eukaryota; Metazoa; Chordata; Mammalia; Rodentia; Muridae
Gene: Ncr3
Product: natural cytotoxicity triggering receptor 3
Biological process (GO): natural killer cell activation; immune response-activating cell surface receptor signaling pathway; positive regulation of natural killer cell mediated cytotoxicity
Source: RefSeq, a predicted model, not a curated record
AGAAAGUGAGGGAGUGUGUGUGUGUGUGUGUGUGUGUGUGUGUGUGUGUGCGCGCGCGCGCGCGCAGGUGUUCCCUGAGAGCCUUCUAUUGACCCUCCAUUCUCCCAGCCCUGCUCUUUGCCCAGGAGACUGACCUGUGCAGACCACAUCAGAGGGUGCGUCUGGCUUUCAGUUAGUUUGGGCCUUGAAGGAGCCUAACCGGGAAACAAUAGGAUGGAGGAACUGGGUACUAUCACCAUGGUUACCAUUCGUGAGGUCACAGUGGCUCAGCCUCCCCUGAAGCCAGCCGUCCUCCUGAGGUACCUGCUCUGCCAAGAUUUCUUUCAGGUGUCAGUAGCCCACAGGCCGAUCUCAAAUGAUUGGUGAUGGAAAAGUCGUACGGACUUUUCUUUUCACCUUGUUGAGACAGGAUCUCAUGUGGCCCAGGCUAGCCUGGGAUUCACUACAUAGCUGAAGAUGAACAACUGACCUUCGUGCCUCAGCCUUCCAAGUGCUGGGAUUUGAAGCUCCUGAAGUUGUUCCUCUGCUUAGACCUCACUGCGGAGGACUGUUCACCUCACCAACGGGAGACAUGGCCAAGGUGCUGUUGCUCAUCUUCAUCACGGUUUAUCCAGGAUCCUGUGCUCUCUGGGUGUCCCAGCCCCCCGAGAUUCGUGCGCAGGAGGGCACUACUGCCUCCCUGCCCUGCUCCUUCAAUGCCAGCCGAGGAAAACUGGCCAUUGGCUCUGUCACAUGGUACCAAGACAAAGUAGCCCCGGGGAUGGAGUUGAGCAACGCAACCCCAGGGUUCAGAGGCCGCUUGGCCUCUUUUUCUGUUUCCCAGUUCAUUAGGGACCACAAGGCAGGGCUGCACAUACAGGACACCCAAAGUCAUGAUGCCGGAAUCUAUGUGUGCAGGGUGGAGGUGCUAGGCCUCGGCGUGGGAACGGGAAAUGGGACUCGGCUGCUGGUGGAGAAAGGGCCUCCUCAGCAAGCCCCCAACACAGAGCAAGCAGCUCACACUAGCAUCCUCCUCCGGGCUGGAUUCUAUGCCCUCAGCUUUCUCUCUGUGGCCACGGGCAGUACCAUCUAUUACCAGGGCAAAUGUCCCUGUCACGUGGAAAACACCGCCUCUCCUCCCGCAGCCUCUGAGAAGCGAUUCUAAAUCCCAGUGAUUCAGCACUCUCAAGAGGCCAGCAAUAAAUCCUUACCGGCUCCACUCUCCUA